Brienomyrus brachyistius is the source of this 2031-nucleotide messenger RNA. Its product is annotated as syncytin-1-like. The record is from RefSeq and is a predicted model, not a curated record. The transcript is spliced from 2 exons. The coding region runs from base 967 to 2031 and encodes 354 amino acids. Lineage: Eukaryota; Metazoa; Chordata; Actinopteri; Osteoglossiformes; Mormyridae.
UGCGUGUUUUGUCUCCCUCGCGAUAUGUCACACUGGAGACCGUGGAUGGGGAUUUGCUGACUUAUCUUACAGGUUUGCGGCAGGCGAUAGGUGCAGCCUGGGACCAGGUUCGUGCCAAUUGGAGGAAUCCAGAGGGAGAGCUGCCACGAGCUGUGACACCGCUCGAGCCAGGGAGCUGGGUGUUGGUUCGCGACCUGAGGAGGAAAAGAUGGAACACGCCGAGAUGAAGGGGACCCCACCAGGUCUUGAUGGUGACCCCUCACGCAGUGAAAGUGGAGGGAAUCGACGCCUGGAUCCAUCAAGUCCACUGCAGACGCGUGUCCGACCCUGGUGGUUCUUUCGAGACUGGCCCCUGAAAGGGCCACAACUGUGUUGCCUUGCCCUGAUAGCCAUUUUUAUUGUCACAGUUACAUUUGGGAUUGAUGCCAUAUUGUGGUGGAGAACUGCUUAUUCCGGUUGUGUCACCCGCUGUACUCCAACAGAGCCCAACCCACGACAAGUUUUGAACCGAGGGAAAAGGGAGGUGAUGAAUACCAAUGCCGAUGCUAAUGCUGUGGAGCUUUUGGCCUGAGCUGUGACUGCUGAGCUGAAUGUUUCAGACUGCUGGGUUUGCCAUUAUAUGCCCCACACUUUUGCGGCAUGGCCCUUCUACGGGAUUCCGUACACCUAUCAUGACAUGGCGGUCUUGAACCACACCUGCUCCGGCCCUGUGUCUGUUGUGGCUGGGCUGCUGACUCGCGAACUAGGGUCAUCGUCCUCAACUCCACCACCACCUAUAUGUCGCGUUUCUGGUAUUGUUGUUAAGUCGCGGGCAGUGGAGGCGGCCUUUGUGGCCACGCAUGACCGGUUACAACAGGAGUAUGCUGAGAACAAUCCAAUCCUCUAUCUGACUCAGGCAGACCAGUCUAAUCACUGGGGCUUCACUACAGUCCAUUUGCUGUGUCCUGUCCAUCGGACUCGACCGUGAUGGUGAAGGGAGUGGCCCUGCCUGAGGAUGGCUUGGCUGUCAUCCCGGUAAAUGGGACUGUGUGUUUCCAUUUGUCCAAUUCAACCCAGACUCGAACCCCUUCCUCCCCACCUCUUCACUGUAAGGCUUAUGUUAACUUCUCUGUCCUUGGUGAUGUCCUGCUAGUGGCACCGCCACGUUCUGCGUUUAUUUGUGGUCGCAAAGAUUUUCUUAAGGGUUACACUGUUUUGUCUCUUUCGAAAACGAAGGCUGAUUGGUAUUGUUAUCUAGCUUAUCUUGUUCCUCCUAUUCGUGUAGUGCCCAAGGCGCAGAUGUCGUUAGCCGUGCGUGCAUAUACACGCAGCAGACGGUCUCUUAGUCGGACUGAGCAAUGGUUUGGGGUGUUUAUUCCAUCGCUUGGGGUGGCAGACCUUCAGACAGAGGUGGCUGCCCUGCAGACUGCAGUUGAAAAGGUGGCCAAUCAAACGCUUGACACCGUGAAGGCCGUCUCGGGUGAAUUGUCAGCGGUUAGGCAGGUAGCUCUGCAAAACCGCAUGGCAUUGGAUCUCCUGUUGGCUGAGAAAGGUGGAGUUUGUGCUAUUGUGGGAAGAGAAUGUUGCACGUACAUCCCUGAUUCCACUCAGGCUGUGCAGGAUCUAGAGGAUGUGGUGCACAAGCAGAUGUCUGAGGUACACAAAGAGCAUGGCCUGUUUGAGUACAGCUGGGACUACUGGUUCUCCUCACUGAUCCCGGGUUUAUCAGGGGUGUUCAGACCCUUAGUUUUUAGUGUAGUGUUACUGCUAGUAGUGUUGCUGCUAAUCUUUUUGCUGUUUAGGUGUUGUUCUAGUAUUCUGUCUUCCCAGGCAAAUUCUGUUAUGUUCCUACGGGCUCCCCCUCUUCCCUAUGCGGAUGAUCCUCUUCUUCCCGCCUGGUUCUACGACCCUCAGCCCCGGGUUGUCGUCCAUGCGACCGGCAACGCCGACACCGCUGGUGACUCCUGUUCCAUCCAGCCGACACCGGCCCGCUUUGACCCGCUGCGCAAUGGUCCGGCGUUUUACUACACUGCGGACUCUGAUUGUUUGUGA